AUGCGCCCCGACCACAACCUCGCCGCCGCGCCAUUUUGCCGGGGUUUGAAUGUGCGGUGGAGCGGCAGCAGGGGUGGGUAUUGCCGGCUACGGUCCGCGGCUGAGAUUCCCUUCUCCGUACCCGUAUCCCCACGAGGUUCUGUGGCAAUGGAGCUCAGCGAUGCAAAUUUGCAAACGCUAACAGAAUAUUUAAAGAAGACUCUUGAUCCUGAUCCUGCCAUCAGACGUCCAGCUGAGAAGUUUCUUGAAUCUGUAGAAGGAAAUCAGAAUUACCCACUGUUGCUGUUAACAUUACUGGAGAAGUCUCAGGAUAAUGUUAUCAAAGUGUGUGCCUCAGUAACAUUCAAGAACUAUAUUAAAAGAAACUGGAGAGUUGUUGAAGAUGAACCAAAUAAAAUUUGCGAAGCCGACCGAGUAGCCAUUAAAGCUAACAUAGUGCACUUGAUGCUUAGCAGCCCAGAGCAAAUUCAGAAGCAGUUAAGUGAUGCCAUUAGCAUUAUUGGCAGAGAAGAUUUCCCUCAGAAAUGGCCUGACUUGUUGACAGAAAUGGUGAAUCGCUUUCAGAGUGGAGAUUUCCAUGUUAUUAAUGGAGUCCUUCGUACAGCACAUUCUUUAUUUAAAAGAUAUCGCCAUGAAUUUAAGUCAAAUGAGUUAUGGACUGAAAUUAAACUUGUUCUGGAUGCCUUUGCUUUGCCUUUGACUAAUCUAUUUAAGGCCACUAUUGAACUCUGCAGCACCCACGCAAAUGAUGCCUCUGCCCUGAGGAUUCUUUUUUCUUCCCUGAUCCUAAUCUCAAAACUGUUCUACAGUUUAAACUUUCAGGAUCUCCCUGAAUUUUUUGAAGAUAAUAUGGAAACUUGGAUGAACAAUUUUCAUACCCUCUUGACAUUAGAUAAUAAGCUUCUACAAACUGAUGAUGAAGAGGAAGCAGGCUUAUUGGAGCUCUUAAAAUCCCAGAUUUGUGAUAAUGCUGCACUCUAUGCACAAAAAUAUGAUGAAGAGUUUCAGCGGUACCUGCCUCGUUUUGUCACAGCCAUCUGGAAUUUACUAGUUACAACAGGUCAAGAGGUUAAAUAUGACUUGUUGGUAAGUAAUGCAAUUCAGUUUCUGGCUUCAGUUUGUGAGAGACCUCACUAUAAGAAUCUAUUUGAGGACCAGAACACGCUGACAAGUAUCUGUGAAAAGGUUAUUGUGCCUAACAUGGAAUUUAGAGCUGCUGAUGAAGAAGCCUUUGAAGAUAAUUCUGAGGAGUAUAUAAGAAGAGAUUUGGAAGGAUCUGAUAUUGAUACUAGACGCAGGGCUGCUUGUGAUCUGGUACGAGGAUUAUGCAAGUUUUUUGAGGGACCCGUGACAGGAAUCUUCUCUGGUUAUGUUAAUUCCAUGCUGCAGGAAUAUGCAAAAAAUCCAUCUGUCAACUGGAAACACAAAGAUGCAGCCAUUUACCUGGUGACGUCUUUGGCAUCGAAAGCCCAAACCCAGAAGCAUGGAAUUACACAAGCGAAUGAACUUGUAAACCUGACUGAGUUCUUUGUGAAUCACAUUCUCCCUGAUUUAAAAGCAGCUAAUGUGAAUGAAUUUCCUGUUCUUAAAGCUGAUGGUAUCAAAUACGUUAUGAUUUUUAGGAAUCAAGUACCAAAAGAGCAUCUUUUAGUCUCUAUUCCUCUCUUAAUUAAUCAUCUUCAAGCUGAAAGUAUUGUUGUUCAUACUUACGCAGCACAUGCCCUUGAGAGACUGUUUACUAUGAGAGGGCCUAACAAUGCCACUCUCUUUACAGCUGCAGAAAUCGCACCGUUUGUUGAGAUUCUGCUAACAAACCUUUUCAAAGCUCUCACACUUCCUGGCUCUUCAGAAAAUGAAUAUAUUAUGAAAGCUAUCAUGAGAAGUUUUUCCCUCCUACAAGAAGCCAUAAUCCCCUACAUCCCUACUCUCAUCACUCAGCUUACACAGAAGCUAUUAGCUGUUAGUAAGAACCCAAGCAAACCUCACUUUAAUCACUAUAUGUUUGAAGCAAUAUGUUUAUCCAUAAGAAUAACUUGCAAGGCUAACCCUGCUGCUGUUGUAAAUUUUGAGGAGGCUUUGUUUCUGGUGUUUACUGAAAUUUUACAAAAUGAUGUACAAGAAUUUAUUCCAUAUGUCUUUCAAGUGAUGUCUUUGCUUCUGGAAACACACAAAACUGACAUCCCGUCUUCCUAUAUGGCCUUAUUUCCUCAUCUCCUUCAGCCAGUGCUUUGGGAAAGAACAGGAAAUAUUCCUGCUCUAGUGAGGCUUCUCCAAGCAUUCUUAGAACGAGGUUCAAAUACAAUAGCAAGUGCUGCAGCUGAUAAAAUUCCUGGCUUAUUAGGUGUCUUCCAGAAGCUGAUUGCAUCCAAAGCCAAUGACCACCAAGGUUUUUAUCUUCUAAAUAGUAUAAUAGAGCACAUGCCUCCUGAGUCAGUUGACCAAUACAGGAAGCAAAUCUUCAUUCUACUAUUCCAAAGACUUCAGAAUUCCAAAACAACAAAGUUUAUCAAGAGUUUCUUAGUCUUUAUUAACUUGUAUUGCAUAAAAUACGGGGCACUAGCACUACAAGAAAUAUUUGAUGGUAUACAACCAAAAAUGUUUGGAAUGGUUUUGGAAAAAAUCAUUAUUCCUGAAAUUCAGAAAGUAUCUGGAAAUGUAGAGAAAAAGAUUUGUGCGGUUGGCAUAACCAAAUUACUAACAGAAUGUCCCCCAAUGAUGGAUACAGAGUAUACCAAGCUAUGGACUCCUUUAUUACAGUCUCUGAUUGGCCUAUUUGAGUUACCUGAAGAUACUACUAUUCCUGAUGAAGAACAUUUUAUUGACAUAGAAGAUACACCAGGAUACCAGACUGCCUUCUCACAGUUGGCAUUCGCUGGGAAAAAAGAGCAUGAUCCUGUAGGUCAAAUGGUGAACAACCCCAGAAUUCACCUGGCACAGUCGCUUCACAAAUUGUCUACUGCCUGUCCAGGAAGGGUUCCCUCAAUGGUGAGCACCAGCCUCAACGCAGAAGCGCUCCAGUAUCUCCAAGGAUACCUUCAGGCGGCUAGCGUGACGCUGCUUUGAACUGUAUUUUUUGAAUUGGCUUAGUCCAGGAUGGUUUCUGAGGACAUCGUGGAGACGUCUGAGCACAGCUGUGUUAAAGCAAGUGUUCCUUUUGAACUUGUCUAUUAAAUGUUGCUUUAAGCUGAA
Messenger RNA from Eubalaena glacialis (North Atlantic right whale), 3189 nucleotides. It is a transcript of the gene CSE1L, whose product is annotated as chromosome segregation 1 like. Gene Ontology annotation, biological process: protein import into nucleus; protein export from nucleus. NCBI's taxonomy places the organism in Eukaryota, Metazoa, Chordata, Mammalia, Artiodactyla, Balaenidae. Bases 1 to 3063 code for a protein of 1020 amino acids. The transcript is spliced from 25 exons. Gene Ontology annotation, molecular function: nuclear export signal receptor activity; small GTPase binding. The record is from RefSeq and is a predicted model, not a curated record. Gene Ontology annotation, cellular component: nuclear envelope; cytosol.